UUGCGGAUGCCAUGCGGUACAAUGAGACCUCGCGCAAGGCGUCACAGCGCGUAACGACGCAUUGAUUACCAAGCAGCACGUGGCAGUUGCUGUGGCUGAUCCCUCAUAAUGCGUGCGAUGUGCCUCAUGCAUUCUACAUAUGUCUCAUGCUCGGGAACUCCCGAGCCGCGUAUACACAUCCCGCAAUCUUGCAACCCCGCAACUGCCCGAACCGCCUCUCUGUGCGAACAUCACAGAAUAAUCCGCACAUUUCACCGUCGUCCUCGUCAUGGCACAGCAACAGCAGCAGCGCCAGCGCGACCUGUCCCUUGGCGGUUAGGGCAAGCAAUAGCGCGAGCCGUCCGUUGCUGAGAUGCUAGCGGCGCAGCACGAGCGGAAUUUGCAGCGCGAGUUCGACCGCCAGCCGGGGGAGGUCAAGGAGGCCAUGGCGGCCGCCGGCGGCGCUGCCGUCGCCCCGGUUACAGCGCCCGCCGGCGGUGGCGUUCCAGGCGCUCUGGGCGCGGCGAGCGGGACGGAAGGGUGUGUGACAGUGAAAGAGAGCCCAGCGACAGGGACGGGCGACGAGCCUACGACGGCGGCGGGGAGGAUGGGCGGCGGCGUGGCCGCUCCUGAGGUGCCGAACCGAAUGCGGGACGUGCUGCCCGAAGGGGAGAUCGAGGCAGGCGGGCUGGACCGGCCCGUCACAAAGAUGAACGCCGCUGCUAAGCAGAAGGAAGAAACGGCGCAGUUCGGAGGGGUUUGAGGGGUUGAGCGAUGGGAAGGAAUGUGCGUGGGAAGCGAUGACAUCAUGGGUGGUAUGGGAUGGUAUUUUGGAACGGCUUUGAAUGGUUGUGAUGUGCGAGGAGGGUUGCUUGGCUGCCCUGGAGUCUUGAUGAGUGGAAGGAGGGCAUCAUGCUACCUAUGUUGGGAGACUGAAUAUAUUCCAUGAGAUGCGUUUCGUCAUUGACCACUGUCUGUCGGUCUUUCUCUUCUUUAUGCUCCUGUCUCUCUAAGUCUCUAAGCUUCAUUCAGCUCAUUGUCACCCUUACCUCCCUACUGCAUCCUGUGAAGGGCGGAGCAGCAGCGGCGUUGCAGUCAGCAGCAGAUAAGAACGUGCAGGCGGGGGUGGUGCCGCCCAUGGGAGCAGAGCUGGCCAGCGCACGAGGCAGGCAAGCAGGCACCCAAAGCCCGCAGGGGGGGAGCCGUGAGGUGGGGGAUACAUUGGGUGAAGAAGCCACGGGCUGUAACACAAGGGGUGCAGCGGGAGUGAUACAAGGCAGCAGGUGGCAAGAGGCACAGUUUGCAGUAGACGUGCAUGGGGUGACCAUAGAGUGGUAGGAUGUGUUGUGUAUGAUGUAUCAAUAUAUAUAUUUUAUAUAUAUAUAUAGUUGUGUAGGCUUGGUAGGUGUUCUACAAUUGUGGAUCCUACUGUA
Molecule: messenger RNA, 1412 nt
Organism: Closterium sp. NIES-67
Lineage: Eukaryota; Viridiplantae; Streptophyta; Zygnematophyceae; Desmidiales; Closteriaceae
Source: the annotation of a GenBank genome assembly